UGCGCUUAAGGCCCAACUUUCCACAUAAGGUCUUCCAAAAGUAGCUACUUCCGAUCCGAUCCAAUGGUCCAUGGCAGUCCGCAAAGUUGCAAAGUUGAACGAUCUACCUAAAAAAAACAAUGCAGCAAAGUGGGAAGCCUUAUCUCUCUUAUGGUAAGGUAUGAAGUGUGCUAUUUUAGAAAAGUGAUCUACCACAACAAAUAUAGUCUUUGCACGUUUUUGUUCUAGUAGGUAAUCCUAAAAAGAAGUCCAUUGUCCAUACUAACUUCUUAUCAACGUACAUGUUGAAUAGGCAAUGGUGUAUAGUAAGGGACCAAGCGAAAUGGUUUUAGACUUAAGCUUUGUGGCAUGUAAUGCAUCGAUGAACAUGCCGCUCCACGUGUCAUAGUGGAUUCCACCAACAACCCGAUCUCACGUCUAACUUUUUAAAGGCUAAACAAGGACAAAACCCAGUGAUGUAAUACACCGUCGGAUGUACUAGGAAACAGCAAAUCACUUUUAAACGAAGCUGAGAAGCCAGAUUCAGUAGGAAGCUAACUUUUGCAAACCUGAACUAGUCCCUUUCUGAUCACCGAUGCGAGUCACCAAUCAUGUCGCUGCCGAGUAACAAAAAAUGUGAAAGAAAAAAUGGGGCUGCAUGGUGAUCUAGACAGUACAUUGGCAAGAAUGCAAGUAUUCCUAGCUGCUAGUAGCUCUUGCCACCAGCUGCUGUCAGAAAUGGCUGGUGUAUAAGCAAGAAACAUCAGUGCAGCGUUGGCACAUGACGAGAAGCAAGAAAAAGCAGUAGCCGUUAGUUACUGCAGGGUCUUGACAGCAGCCAGGGUCCGGGUUCCCUUGGAGUGGCAUUAAAGGCUGCAGAGUUAGAUGCAGAAGGACUGGAGGAGAGACACUAGCACGGUUGUUGCCUGGACUACGGGCAAGACAGCAAAUGUGGCCGCGCGCACACGCCAUUUUAUGAGCCUUAACCCCCUCCUGUUCCUCCUUUUUGUCACGCCACAAGCGAGAGUUCAGUACUUGCGCCAGGACCGCUGCUUCUUCUCCUAAGGCUAGCUGAGCGAGAAGAUGGGCAUGGCGACGAGGUGCAUCCUGCUCCUCCUCUCCGUCUCCGCCGUGUUCCUGCUGUUCAACUUCGAGGUCCUUGAGGGGGCUCUCCGUCUAGCAGGCCACGACGAGACUUGGAUCGAUGGCAGCACGGCCACGACCCAUGACAUCGUCGACCGUUUUGGUUUCCUCCCCAGGUUCAGGAUGCUGAUUGGUUUGCAUCAUCAUCGAGCACGGCACCGAGGGCAUCGGCAAAGCUCUGCAGCUCCAGCGCCAUCACCGGCUCCAACCCAUGAAGCGAGAUCAUCGUCGGCUCCUGCCCCUCAUUUCCAUCCGCAACGAAAGAGAAUGCCUUCUGCCCGUCAUCACAGCCACAUUGCCCCAGCUAGAAGUUCAGUGCGCAGAUUGGGAGACGGCCGCCACCAUACCAGGCCCCCCAAAGCCGCCAUUGUUGCUCUGGCAGUGGUUGGGGCAUGCCUGCUUGCUCUUGGAGUCGCCAUAGCAGCAAUGUUGCUCAGAAGAUCAAGGAAGUUACGGAAGGGGUGCUCAAAGCCGUUCAAACUGUUUUGCCAUGGUUCAAGAGCCCAGAGGUCACCUUCUGCCACCAGAAAGGUCAGUUCUCACCCAAGCCCAGAUCCACUCUACCUAAGUUCUGUCGUACAAUGCCACGAGAACUAUCCGAUCCUUAAACAAUCUUCUGAGUCCAAGAGCCUAUCCAUUAUCAGCACCUCCUCAAAGAGCAUAGAAUUAAUCACAAGUGAUCAUACUGUGAGAAUUCAGAACUCCCCGCAGUCUGAUGAAGCCGAGUCUUUCCAUUCCAUACCUUGUUCCCCUUCAUCAACUGGUUCCAUCACCGAGUUACCGCUGCAUAUCCGCGAUAAAACUAUGACCAGUCCAUUUCCAUCGUCUCCACAUACAGAUAAUUCACCAUCUAAUUGUUCAUAUCGAUCGUUUUCACCAGAUUAUAAAUCUCACUUGCCUCCAAAGAGUCCACUACCUACCGCUUCCAAUCACUUCAGUGUGCAUGGCACUUCUCAGUCCCCUUCAGAAGAAUUAGACGCAGAAAAAACUGAAGUAAACAGUCAAGUGAUAGUAAAAACAAAUGAUGUUUCUGGGUUGACAGAGCGUCAUGAGGCUCCAAAAGAAGCGCAGGCAAAUUCCAAGUUCUGUAAUCCACCAGAAACCAAUUCGCCUUCCUAUCACAAGGAUGCCUCUUUCUAUCACAUGGAUGCGUCUGCCUCCAGAACAACCAUAGCAUCCACCAUGUCAAACACUAAGGAAUCCACAGCAAGUUCAACUGAGGGAGCAAAACAUCAAAUGCCUAGUGUAAUGACUGUACCGAUAUCACCACCACCACCUCCGCCGCCGAAAAGAUCUCCCCCAAGUCUGGCCUGGAAGAACUCUGGACAGCCACCACUACCACCCGCGUUACCACUUCAGAUACAUGUUGGUAAAGACGGGUCCCCUCUUCCAAAGUUGAAACCUUUGCACUGGGACAAAGUAAGAGCAGCCCCAAACCGCUCCAUGGUGUGGAAUGAUAUAAGAUCAAAUUCCUUUGAAUUCGAAUUUGAUGAGCAGAUGAUCAAGUCUUUGUUUGCAUACAACUUUCAAGGCUUAGUGAAAGAUGAAGACGCCACCAGCAGGACUUUACCUACCACUAAACAUGUCAUUGAACAUCACCGACUUCAGAAUACUACCAUCUUAUUGAAGACCUUAAAUGCGACCACGGAACAAGUUCACAAUGCUAUAGCACAAGGCACGGGAUUAUCCGUACAACAACUGGAGGCGCUUGUCAAGAUGAAACCUACCAAGGAAGAAGAGGAAAAACUACUGGUCUAUGAUGACGAUAUCGACAUGCUAGAUCCAGCAGAGAAAUUUGUCAAGUUACUACUAGCUAUACCAUUGGCAUUCCAAAGAAUGGAGGUUAUGCUCUACAAGGAAACUUUUGAUGAUGAGGUGGUUCAUAUCAAAAUGUCCUUUGCAAUGAUUCAAGGAGCUUGCACUGAACUCAGGUCAAGCAAGCUGUUAUUAAGACUACUUGAAGCAGUACUCAAGACAGGGAACAGGAUGAAUAUUGGAACACUAAGAGGUGGUGCAAAUGCUUUCAGAUUGGACGCGUUGCUGAAAUUGGCAGAUGUACGUGGGGCUGAUGGAAAGACAACCCUUCUGCAUUUUGUACUUCAAGAGUUGGCCCGUUCCAAAGGAUCAAAGGCUGCAGAGAAGCUCGGUGAAACCCCCAGGUCUUGCCACGCCACACUAGCAGAACGGGAAGAAUAUUGCAAAACAGGUACAGAAUUCGUCUCUGAGCUAAGUAACGAGCUAGGCAAUGUCAAAAAGGUCGCAAGCAUAGACUUGGAUACUAUGAUGAAGUCAAUUUCAAACCUAUCACGUGGACUGGCUCAACUAAGAGAUCUCAUUGAGAAGGACCUGCCCAGAAAUGACAGGAACAAGGAAUUCCUGCAAUACAUGACAACCUUCCUAAAUUAUGCAGAAAACACUAUGCAAGAGCUUGAAGUUGGCAAAGCUCAAGUCUUGCACCAUGUUGGGGAGCUAACAGAGUAUUAUCACGGUGAGGUUGGCAAGGAUGAGCCCAACCUGCUCCACAUAUUUGUCAUCAUAAAAGAUUUUCUUGGUUUGCUGCAUAGGGUGUGCCGUGAGAUGAGGGGCAAAAAACAAAAUCAACCUCUCAACCUAGUACUUCCACUGAGGUGAAUAAUUUGACAUUCAGAUUAAUCAGCUGACCAAUAACAAAUUGACUGUUUUGUAUGCAAGUAUUUGUAUAGUGAUGUUACCAUGGAGAUCAGUUGGCAUUAACUGACAGUUUGUGCAUGUGUGUAAGGGUGAUAUCAGCAUGUAUUCUUUGAUUUGUAUGGCUGGGCUUUUCCAUUUUGUUGAAUAUGUUCAUAACUUGAUGCUAAUGGCUUAGAAGUUCUAAAAUUCCUUAUA
This is a messenger RNA of Lolium perenne, 3987 nucleotides long. Its product is annotated as formin-like protein 9. Gene Ontology annotation, molecular function: actin filament binding. NCBI's taxonomy places the organism in Eukaryota, Viridiplantae, Streptophyta, Magnoliopsida, Poales, Poaceae. The record is from RefSeq and is a predicted model, not a curated record. Gene Ontology annotation, biological process: actin nucleation; actin cytoskeleton organization.